AGCAUAUUCUCUCUCAAGAUUAAAAAAUUUAUUUAGCCCAAAAUUUUGUCUGAAAUCCGGAGAGUUUGACCACUUAUUAAAAUGAAAACUUUUAUAUGGUAAUGAAUGCAAGUAUGCAAAUCCAAACUUGUUUGAUAAUUGCACAUCAGCCCUCUUUCCUCUCAAACAAAAAGUUCUCAAUAGGCAAAUAGAGAAGAAAAGAAAGUGAGACAGAGACUGAGUCUCACACUCAAGCCAGAGCUCCAUGGCCAUGGCCACCAUGAUGACGAGCAGAAUGAUGGGCAUGUCCCCACCGCCAGUACCACCACCACCCAUCAUCUCAUCUUCGCCGUUGGCAAGUCAGCCACGGUCAGCUCUAUCAUCAAGGCACAACCAACCCCCAACCCGUACAAUCCCAGGAUCCCACGGCUGGCCUUUGCUAGGACCAAUAUCCGACCGUCUAGACUACUUCUGGUUCCAAGGCCCGGACACCUUCUUCAGGUCAAGAAUGGAGAAGCACAAGAGCGCCGUUUUCCGUACCAAUGUUCCUCCAAGUUUCCCUUUCUUUGUGGGAGUGAACCCCAACGUUAUAGCUGUUGUCGACUGCAGGUCUUUUGCUCAUCUUUUCGACAUGGAAAUAGUGGAGAAAAAAGAUGUUUUGGUAGGGGACUUCAUGCCUAGCCUCAAGUUCACUGGAAAUACCAGGGUUUGUGCUUAUCUUGAUACCGCUGAGCCAAAACAUGCCCAGCUCAAGAACUUUGCCAUGGACAUUCUCAAGCGGGGCUCCCAGGUGUGGGUGACAGAGCUCCUUGGCAACCUCGACAAAUUCUUGGACACCAUCGAAUCCGAAAUCUCUACAAACGGCAGCUCAUCCUACAUCCCACAUCUCCAAAGCAUGGUCUUCAACUUCCUCGCCAAGUCCCUCCUUGGAGCCGACCCUACCAUCGACCCUGACAUAGCCAAUUCCGCUCCCUUCACCCUCAACUUAUGGCUCGGCCUCCAACUCCUCCCCACCAUUGUCGUCCGAGUCAUUCAGCCCCUGGAAGAAAUCUUUCUUCAUUCAUUCACUUAUCCUUACGCUCUCAUCAGCGGAGGCUACCAAAAACUCUAUGACUUCAUUGAACGACACGCUAAAGAAGUUGUACAGCGCGGUGAAAUAGACUUUGGCCUUUCCACGGCCGAUUGCAUCCACAACUUGAUCUUUGUUAUUGGCUUCAAUGCCUUUGGUGGUUUCUCUAUAUUUUUACCAACAUUGUUCGCUGCUAUAACCAGUGAUAAAACUGGGUUACAAGCCAGGUUAAGGGAUGAAGUGAGGAAAAUGAGUGGGUCAUCAACGAGGUUGAGUUUUGAUUCGUUGACAGAGAUGGAGCUGGUGAACUCAGUUGUUUACGAAACGUUGCGUUUGAACCCGCCUGUUGCACUUCAAUAUGCACGAGCUAGGAAGGAUUUUCAACUCGCUUCUCAUGACUCGGUUUUCGACAUAAAAGAAGGUGAGUUGUUGUGUGGGUAUCAACCUUUGGCGAUGAGAGAUGGCAAAGUUUUCAAUGAACCGGAGAGUUUUAAGCCGGACCGGUUCGUGGGGAAAGGGAAAGAGUUGCUGAGUAACUUGUUCUGGUCGAAUGGGCCACAGACGGGGUCGCCGAGCGAGUCGAACAAGCAGUGUGCGGCAAAGGAUUAUGUGACUAUGUCAGCCUCGUUAAUAGUAGCUCGCAUGUUUCAAAGGUAUGAUUCAAUUAGCGGAGACUCUAGUAAAAUCACAGCCGUUGAAAAGGCAAAGUGAUGAUGGAUAGAAGAAUUUUGAUGGACCAGUGUUUAUUAAAAGUAAGGAUAUGGAGGUCCCAUGGAUUCAAUGAUGUCAUUAAUGAAUGUCGAUGAUGAUCGUCGUUUUCUUC
Molecule: messenger RNA, 1871 nt
Organism: Theobroma umbraticum
Lineage: Eukaryota; Viridiplantae; Streptophyta; Magnoliopsida; Malvales; Malvaceae
Gene: HPL1
Product: hydroperoxide lyase 1
Biological process (GO): sterol metabolic process
Molecular function (GO): oxidoreductase activity, acting on paired donors, with incorporation or reduction of molecular oxygen; iron ion binding; monooxygenase activity
Source: RefSeq, a predicted model, not a curated record